AUGCCGGAAGUUAUCAGAAUUCAUCGUCAAGUAUGUGAUUUUCAGUGUGCACUUGGUUUAUGUGGUAUUAUUUUAAUGAUUAUUGAUAACGAAAUUAAAUUUAGUCAUCAAAAAGAAGAAACAACACAAACUAAUUUAAUCAUCGAAAUAUUUAUAACAAUUUCCACUUGCGCUCUUCUAUAUUUGCUCAUUUAUUAUCAUUAUUUAAAUAUAAAAUUGUUCCGUCUCAACAAUUUAGGUCUUGGCACUAUAGAUACUGCACUAACAUAUGAGCGAGUAUAUUUAGUUGUCUGUGAAUUUGUUAUAUGUGCAAUUCAUCCAAUACCUGUUCCAUGGCCAAUAUCUGUGCCAAAGAAACCUGCAAACUAUGCUCCCAUAAGUCUUAUAUUAUCAUUCCCGAUGUUUUUGAGAUGCUAUUUAUUUGUUAGAUGUCUAUUUUUACGUAGUCAUCUGGUUAGAAACGCUGCUCUUCAGUCGUAUGGUUAUUUAAAUCGGCUUCAAAUUAAUUUGCAUUUAAUCGGCAAAUAUUACUUAUACAAACAUCCUGAAAUAUUAUUGACAGUAGUAGCAUCUUGCUCACUAUUUAUAUUCAGCUGGUGUAUUCGUGCUUGUGAAUAUUCACCAGUUACUCAUACACAUCAAUCAUAUCUUGAUUCCUUGUAUUUUUAUGUAAUUACAUUUACUACAAUUGGGUACGGUGAUUUAACACCGUCGACACAAUGUUCUCGUUUAAUGAUCGUUUUAAUUGGUUUUCAAGGCAUUUUGAUACCAUCAUUUAUUAUUGCUGUUAUAUCAAACAAGUUACAGUUUAGUACCACUGAAAAUUAUUUUAUUAAAUUUGUGGAACAAAUAAAAUUAAGUCAAGAACUUAAACAUGAAUCAUCAAAUAUAAUCAAACGUGGUAUAAAAACAUGGAUGUUGAAAACAGUUCGCCCGUCUACAUCAUACGCUAAAUUUAAUAAAAAACUGUUAAUAUCAAUCAAGGCGAAGAAUCGUAUUAAACAUCAGCAACUACAGAUAUCUAACGCUGAUGAUAAUGACACAGCUAUUGCUGUUCUUCUGAAUAAUAGACAAGCACUCGAACAAGAAUUACAAAUAAUUAAAACAGUUUUGCAUAAGAUCGACAAGAAGUUACAAGAGCGACAACAAUUCCAAAAUGCAUGA
Messenger RNA from Didymodactylos carnosus, 1164 nucleotides. The record is from the annotation of a GenBank genome assembly. Lineage: Eukaryota; Metazoa; Rotifera; Eurotatoria; Philodinida; Philodinidae.